This is a messenger RNA of Phascolarctos cinereus (koala), 3016 nucleotides long. RefSeq names its product inositol monophosphatase 1 (gene IMPA1). The record is from RefSeq and is a predicted model, not a curated record. Gene Ontology annotation, molecular function: inositol monophosphate 1-phosphatase activity. Gene Ontology annotation, biological process: phosphatidylinositol phosphate biosynthetic process; signal transduction; inositol metabolic process. Lineage: Eukaryota; Metazoa; Chordata; Mammalia; Diprotodontia; Phascolarctidae.
CUCGCCCCCCGGGCUCUUCAGGCCGCGCCGCCCGCCCUCAAGGAAGCUCCCCGCGCCUCGGGCCCCUGAGGGCCUCCGGCACUGUCCAGGAGGAAGGCGGGACUUCCUGUCCCAAAGAUGAACGGUUUCCGAUCCGGAAGAACGGACUCUAACGGCAUCAGAGAGAUUCGGCCGGGAGCUUGAGACUGAAGUCAAUAAGGGAGAAUGCUAGCGACUUAUUGCUUACUCCACCAUCUUGGCUCCAGAAGUCGAUUCAACAGUGAAAUUCUGAAGAUAUAAACUCAAACAAUUCUUAUGAGGAAGAAAAAACAGGAGUUGUUUGGAAAGACUGAUGUGGGUGCACACAGGGAAUUCACCAACCAACUUAUUUAUUAAAAAAUAUAUAUGCAGAAGAUGGAAGCAAGGGCAGGAGAAGAUGGCCGAUCCUUGGCAAGAAUGCAUGGAUUAUGCAAUAACCCUAGCAAGAAAAGCUGGAGAGGUGAUUCGGGAAGCUUUAAAAAAUGAGAUGGCUGUCAUGAUGAAGAGUUCUCCAGCAGAUCUGGUUACAGCCACUGACCAAAAAGUUGAAAAAAUGAUGCUUUCUGCCAUAAAGGAAAGGUUUCCUUCUCACAGUUUCAUUGGGGAGGAAUCAGUGGCUGCUGGGGAAUACAGUGUCUUGACUGAUAAUCCCACAUGGAUAAUUGAUCCUAUUGAUGGAACUACUAACUUUGUUCAUAGAUUUCCAUUUGUAGCUGUUUCCAUUGGCUUUGUUGUGGGAAAAAAGAUGGAAUUUGGAGUUGUAUACAGUUGUAUAGAAGAUAAAAUGUAUACUGGCAGGAAAGGAAAAGGGGCUUUUUGCAAUGAUCAGAAACUUCAGGUGUCAGGACAAGAAGAUAUUACUAAAUCAGUUUUGGUGACAGAAUUGGGAUCUAACAGAGAACCAGAGAUUGUAAAAAUUAUUCUUUCAAACAUGGAGAGACUUCUUUGUAUUCCUAUUCAUGGGAUAAGGGGCGUUGGUACAGCAGCAAUAAAUAUGUGCCUUGUUGCAAGUGGAGGAGCAGAUGCAUACUAUGAAAUGGGCAUUCACUGCUGGGAUAUGGCAGGAGCUGGUAUUAUCAUUACUGAAGCUGGUGGAGUGCUUUUGGAUGUAACAGGGGGACCUUUUGACUUGAUGUCACGAAGAAUAAUUGCUGCAAGCAGCAGAGCCUUGGCAGAAAGAAUCGCCAAAGAAAUCCAGCUAAUACCUCUUCAGCGAGAUGAUGAAGAAUAAUUGAGACGGUUUGAGUGGAUGAUUUAAUCUCAAACUGCUUUUCCCCAUGUCACAUGCUGGGGAUUGCGAAUCAUUCAAAUUCAGCUAUAAGUUGAGCUUAAAUGUGUAGUGCCUCUUUCAAAAGUAUAAGGUUGAUUUUAAACUGUCCUCGAUUUCAAGAUUAUAAAAAUUACAAUUUGCUUACUUAGCAAAGUACAGAAAAGCAUUCUUUUAACUUCUUUUAAAUGGUUUUAUUGAGAGGAAGGAAUACAUAGAGGGGAGGAGGAAGAACUCCAAAAUAAAUAUGCUUCAUAAAAUAUUCACAAUGCAGUCAAUUGAAAUAGUCAAGGACAAACUGUGUGGAGUUGCUUCUGGAUAUGCAGUCUUCAGAAUAUCAUAUUAACUUGAUAUUUAGAUACUUAUGUACCCUUAAAUUAAAAAUAAACCUCUGUGGGAAAAAAAAGCUUAGGGCUGCAAAAGCCAUAUUUUAUUGAAUUAUAAGACUGAAAAACUAACUUCUUCCUUGGGUCAUAAUGUCUUAAACCUUAUUUUGAAGCCAACAAUUCAAGAGUCAGAGUAAUUGCUGAAAGAUUGAGUUGAAUAGACUUUAUUUGACAUUAAAGUCUAAUUAUUAUUAAGGGGAAUUUGCUCAGUGAAUAGACAUUUAUCAUUCCAUAGAACCAUAUUCCAUUCAGAGGUUUUUGAAAUUAAUACAGCUUUUGUGACUAUUUGAUAAUUGUCCUAGUCAUAGGGAGAAUUUAUUUUAAACUGUUUGUUAACUAUCCUACUGCAGAUGCCAGGAUGAGGCUAUGUUUAUAGGAUGCCAAAAUAAGCAAUGGAAAAAUUAGAAAAAAUCCCUUGGACCAGAUAUUUGAUGCCAUUUUGAUUUUUCAAAGAAUCUUUUAUUCAGUUUGGCAUUUUGACUGAUUCUAGUCACAUUGGUUGUUUUUGUAAACGUUGCAGAGCAAAUAGAGUAGACUCAUAUUGACCUAUUUGGUGUCCUCUAAAAGUAGUUCUUCUGUUCCACUUCCAGCAGAUUCUGUAGCUUCAACUUUCCCCAGCAAUCUUUGGCUUCUUUCUCCCACCCAUGUAAAGGAAAAUUGCACUGACUAAUAGAUAUUAUAAAAGGAUUAAUUUAUUCAAGGCCAUAACCUAAAAUGUGAAUGGAACAUAGAAGCUUUGUGUUAAACUAAUGUGUGUUUUAUAUUUGGUGAAGUUAAAAAUGUUAAAGUGUUCAAGGUAGAGAAUCAUAUUCAUUGUCUUGUAUGUUAAUAGGUGAUACUAAAAUAUAAGUAUUACAAUUGUACUUACACAGUUAACUGAUGUAAGUACUUAAAGCAUCAUGUACUGUAUUAUGCCAAGAGAGAUUUUUUUAAAAAUUAAAUUUGUUUUAGUUAUAAAUAUUACAAAUGUGGAAUAAAUAAAAAAUAAUUGAUAUUUAAAUCCAACAGUUCAUGACAUUUGUUAAGAUUCUGCUUUGUACAAGGCAUUGUUAGUUUCUUGGAACACAACGACAAAAACCAAACAGUCCCUGUCCCAAAGGAAAUUAUUGAAAGGUAUAUUCAGAUUUUAUGGGAGGGUUUUUUUUAAUGAAUAAUGUAAAUAUUUUGAAUCUUGCAGUUAAUGAGAUUUUUCCUAUAAUGCUUCUCAUUUUUGUAGUCCUAUUUUCUUUAUUAGGCUAUUUAUUAGCCUAUUCAUUCUUCAUUAGGCUAUUAUAUUAGCAUACAUAUUUCUGUUCACCAUCCACUAGUCCACCAAUUUCUUCCAAUAAAGCUUUUUUUAUGCUAA